Lingula anatina is the source of this 1610-nucleotide messenger RNA. RefSeq names its product N-acetylneuraminate (7)9-O-acetyltransferase. Lineage: Eukaryota; Metazoa; Brachiopoda; Lingulata; Lingulida; Lingulidae. The record is from RefSeq and is a predicted model, not a curated record.
AUGGGAGAUAGUGAGCGAUCUGAGCGCGACAAUAAGCCAAUUUCCACACUAGUUCAAGGGACUUCGUUACUAUACUGUAUUCGUCAGNUAGAACAAAGAUAUUCAAAUGAUCAAGAGAAUAGCGGUGCUCAGAUUUGGAAGUCUUCCCGCCUCAUUGCACAGGGCCACACGGAGGACUCCACAGAUGGUCUCCAUAUAGGGAAGGUCCCCCUGGAGUGGGACACCCAAAUAUUGUUGAACAUGUACUGCAAUGACCAUAUGAACUUCAAUGACGGCACAUGCUGCAGUGAUGCUGAACCCAUCACAAAGGUGCAGAAGGCCACAGCAUUGGUAUUUGCUAUAUGCAUUGUACUUGCAGUUGUCAUGGUCAUUUACAAAAGAAAAUCCAGGAAAUCAGUAGCUAAUGAUGCUCUUGAUUCUGAAACUUCUGCUCCCACUACCCCUCUGGUCAUGUCUGAAAGUGCCUCUAAAACACCACCUGCAGCUGACGCAGACUCCACCACCCCUGGGUACUGUGAUGUUAUAUAUGAAGUGAUGGUUGCCAUGGCAAAGUUUGGGAUCAUAAUGGCUUAUAGCUUCCUAUGUGACAGGACCACAUUUUUUAUGAAAGAAAACAAGUUUUACACACACUCAAAUUUCUUCCUGCCAUUUGCAUACAUUAUGAUACUUGGAUUUUUCUUCACUGAAGACACUAAACAGACCUCAGUAUUGCACAGGGACCAGACAGAUGAAUGGAAGGGCUGGAUGCAGUUGGUCAUUCUCAUAUAUCACUACAUGGGAGCCAGUAAAGCCUUGCCAAUAUACAUGCACAUACGUGUUUUAGUGUCAUCCUACCUCUUUAUGACAGGCUUCGGACACUUUUUUUAUUUCUGGAAGAAGGGUGAUUAUGGCCUGUUUAGACUGUGCCAGUGUGGUCGCAGGUGCAGACACGGUCUCUUCUCCUGCAAAACAAGAAACAACAGUUUGCAUCGUAUCUGUGAAGUACUCUUCCGCAUGAACCUACUAGUGGUGGUGCUAUGUUUUGUGAUGAAUAGGCCAUAUCAGUUCUACUACUUCGUCCCCUUGGUCUCUUUCUGGUAUAUUGUUGUUUAUAUCACCAUGGCGAUAUGGCCACAGGUAACAGAGGCCAAAACUGAAAGUCAUAGAAGACACUAUUUAUACAUGAUAUUAAAGUUUGUAGUCUUGGUAGCUGUGAUAUCCUUGCUUUAUCUCUCAGAGGUCUUCUUCGAGAAAUUGUUCUUGUCUCGACCAUUUAAGCCACUGUUUGUUCUAUCAGAUGACUCAAUCCACGAGUGGAGGUUCAGAUGGGAAUUAGAUCGUUUUAGUGUGACAUAUGGGAUGAUAUUUGCUUUUGGUUACCUUGUUCUAAAAAAGAUGGAACUUAUAGAUGACACCAACCAUCAAACCUUGUUCUCACGGGGAGUUUGUUGGGUUGUUGUUUUACUAUCACUCAUAGGUUUAGCGGUGAGUUAAAAAAAAUCUAUUUAUCCUAAAAUGAUGACGGCAUAAGCAUUAGUUGUACUUUUAAGUACAAACAUCGAAAUUUAUUAUUUCCCACUAAUUCAAAAUGUUGUCAUGAUUAAUUUUGUAAUAUGAUACUGCAUUAUUUA